This is a messenger RNA of Oldenlandia corymbosa var. corymbosa, 3246 nucleotides long. Lineage: Eukaryota; Viridiplantae; Streptophyta; Magnoliopsida; Gentianales; Rubiaceae. The record is from the annotation of a GenBank genome assembly.
GAGAAGGUGAGUGUGAGCGUGCGCUCACGACAUUGACGAAGAAACAGCACGUUUAUAAGUCGGCCCAAGGUCGGUUCUUCAAAAAAGCUUUGGUACAUUUACACCUUACAAUUCUCCCUUCCAUUCCAAAGCCAAACCAUUUCUCAAUUUCCUUUCGUAGUUUCAUCAUUCUGCUAUGCUUUCUUCCAUUUUCACUUCUCAUCCCUCUUUCAUCACUUCUCUCUGUACUUCUUCCACACAACUUAAAUCCCAUUAUCACAUUUUAUUUUAUUUAUUUUUUAUUUUUAUCAGAAACCUGUCUUUCCUUAACAAAGUUGUGAUUUUUCGUGGGUCGUAAUAUUUGGGUUGAAUGAAAAUGAGGACGGUGUUGCCUAACUUGGAUAGAGAUGAUGCACUGGAUACCAUUCUGGAAGUGCCCGUUCCUGAAGAGAUUUUUGCUUCAUCAAAGAUUAAGUCAACAUGGCCUAACAUUAAGUCAUGGAUGAAAUCCCACACUGAGAAAUCCCCUGUUUCUUCCCUCUUUGGUUGUAAAGAUACUGAGAUUCAGCUCUUGAUUGGUGUUGUUGGAGCUCCCCUGGUUCCACUUCCCAUCCAUUCUCAUCAUUACCUCAGCAGAAGUUUCAAAGACAACCCAAUUGUCAGUCUCAAUUUCUGCUCAUUUUUUCACUCUUCAUUCAUUAGUAUGUUGAACUUAGUUAUUGAUGAUUAAAAAAAUUGAUGCAGGAGAAUUCCAUGGCAAAGUACAUUGUCCAACAAUACAUAGCAGCUGCUGGAGGGGAUGCUGCAUUGAGCUCUAUCCAAAGCAUGUAUGCUAUGGGGAAAGUCAAGAUGGCCACAACAGAGGUCGUUUCAGGGGAUGCUUUGAAUUUGAGCAGUAACAACAACAACAACAACAACAAGGAGAUGAAGGUCAAAAGCAUGAAGAAUGGAACAGGGGAAAUGGGAGGGUUCGUUUUGUGGCAAAAAAGGCCUGAAUUAUGGAACCUGGAACUGGUGGUUUCAGGGUACAAGAUCAGUGCUGGAAGUGAUGGUAAGGUAGCUUGGAGACAAACUCCAUGGCAUCAUUCCCAUGCAUCUCGUGGUCCACCUAGGCCUCUUCGUCGUUCCUUACAGGGCCUUGAUCCAAGGUCAACUGCCAACUUAUUCUCUAAUUCCAUCUGUACUGGAGAGAAGACUGUGAACGAUGAAGAUUGCUUUGUACUUAAGCUUGAAGUGGAUCCUUCCAUACUAAAAGCUAGAAGCAGCAACAACGUGGAAAUAAUAAGGCACACCUUAUGGGGAUACUUCAGCCAGAGAACAGGUCUAUUAGUCCAUCUAGAAGACACACAUCUUCUACGGAUAAAAGCCCCUGGGAACGAAGUAUUCUGGGAAACAACCAUGGAAACACAAAUAAGAGAUUAUCGUCCUGUUGAUGGUGUUAACAUUGCACAUUCGGGAAGGACGUCUGUUUCGUUAUUCCGGUUUGGAGAGAACUCAGAAAGCCACACCAGGACACGAAUGGAAGAAAUUUGGACCAUUGAGGAAAUUGAUUUCAACAUUAAGGGAUUGACCAUGGAUUUGUUCUUACCUCCCGCUGAUUUAAAGAAAGAAGAUGAAGGGAGUGCAAUUGUCACAAACAAUAACUUUGGACGAAAUGCGAAAUCGCCAUUCAGGGUCAGACCUAAUGCGUCUUCUAGAGUGAAUGCUACAAAAGGUGUUGCAAAAGUAAUGGCCAUUGAUGAAGAUGACGAUCUAGAAGUAAUCGAGGACCAUGAUUUGUAAAUUUUGCUCAUAGAAAUAUAUAUUUGUAUUUGUAUUUUUGUAUAUAAAUAUAGAGAGAAUCCUAGUGCAUGAAUGCAUAAUGCAGCUUUAGGAUUUCAAGAAUCGAGCGACAAAACUACUUAAUUGAGUCGUUUUAGCAGAGCAAAGCAGAGCCAUAACUGCUCUCCUGUAGUUGGUUAAGCAAAACAAAUAUGGAAAUCUGAAAGGGAUAAAAGAAAAAAGAAUUAGAAAGGAAAUCUGAAAUCAAGAAAAACCUUUCAAGCUUUUCCCAUUAAACACGAUCAUCCACAAGUUCUCAUUUACAACACACUCAAAACACGACUCAGAACACAACAGAAGUUACAACGCAUUCGGUUAUUUUUAUUAUUAAAGACACGUUACAGACACAAAAAGACACCAUUAAGAUUUCACAAUCAUCAAACUUCAGAAAGAAGGAAUUGAAGAACAGGCCUCAUCAUAUCCGCGGUGAAGAACUUAGCCGGAGAUCUCAAUGGCCUUAACAUCAGGCUUCUUCACUUCCUCUUUAGGAACAGUUACAGUGAGCACGCCAUUCUCCAUGCUGGCCUUCACCUGAUCCACCUUGGCAUUCUCCGGCAGCCGGAACCGGCGCAGGAACCGACCGCUGCUCCUCUCCACCCGGUGCCACUUGUCAUUCUUCUCUUCCUGCUCCCGGCUCCUCUCCCCGCUAAUCUGAAGCACUCUGCCUUCUUCAACCUCCACUUUCACUUCUUCCUUCUUCAGCCCUGGAAGAUCGGCCUUGAAUAUAUGGGCCUCUGGAGUCUCUUUCCAGUCGAUCCUGGCAGUAGCGAAUGCAGAGGUGUCCUGAGCUGUGUUGGAUACAUUGACUAAGGUGUUAGAGAAGGGAAAGCCUUCGAAAGGGUCCCAGAUGUCUAGUGAGAAAGGAUCGAAAACAUUGCUUCGUCGACCACCGAAAAAGCUUGGAAUUAGCGACAUUUCGGAACAAUAAAUUUUGGAAACUGAAAAAACGAAUAGCAGAUGAGAAUGUGAUUGAUAUUAGCUUUUAUUAAGACUGACCACUUUGAGAUUUCAGAGAUGGUUAGGAAAGUUAGAAACCGGUGAUAUUUAUAGGAAGCAGAGUGAUGGGUCUAGCGUCUUCUCGGGUCUUCUUCUCCGGCUACUGAUUUCACCAAAUUUGGUCUCCGUCAUAAACAUCCGUAACUUACGGUUCCUCUUGUACUUUCUGUAAGUUUCUACAACUUUCGCCAAGAGCCGCUACAGAUCGGGAUGGAAUAAAAUCUUUUCUCCUUUUGAUCAUUUGAGCAGACUUGGGCCAAUAGAUUGAUUACCAAUUAUGAUUUGGGCAUGACAACCUUUUUUAGCCCAGUUAGCCCAGAUCAAGUGCUGUCAGCUAGCUUUCUUUCCUAUCUCUUUUCUCUAUCAGAUUUGGGCUCAAUGAGGGAGGCACCAAAUUAUUUGGAAACUCAAUCUUUAGUUUCAGGAAGAAAGAUUCUUUGUGUUUUUGGC